This is a messenger RNA of Gigantopelta aegis, 2494 nucleotides long. Its product is annotated as A disintegrin and metalloproteinase with thrombospondin motifs 3-like. Gene Ontology annotation, biological process: proteolysis. Gene Ontology annotation, molecular function: metalloendopeptidase activity. The record is from RefSeq and is a predicted model, not a curated record. The transcript has 14 exons. Lineage: Eukaryota; Metazoa; Mollusca; Gastropoda; Neomphalida; Peltospiridae. Bases 319 to 2058 code for a protein of 579 amino acids.
CCACACACACACACAAAAAUAACAACCUCAAAACAAAAAAACAAACAAAAAACUAACAAACAUUGGUUCUCUGGAUAUAUCUUGUAAGACGGGAAAGGACUGCCCAGGGUGUUUGUUUAAGCACGCAUCCAACAUUUUGUUUAAUCUGCAGCCAUCAGACGUCUGACUGUACAGACUUUGCUGCGUCACGGUCUCUUGUUGCUGUCAACUUUACACACCGCCACUGUAAGUGACACGGUGUCGGCAAGGAUGUGUUGCGGGCACGGGUGGAUGAUCACAAGCCAUUUCUCUGUACGAAGCAGAUUUGUUUCUUAGCAGAUGACACGCGCCCUAUGCGGAGAGAUGGAGGGGUGCACCUACAUUUUGAUCGUCUGUCUUGUGUGUUCAGCGUCUUCAGUGGGUGUUAGUGAGGGUGCAGAAGAAACUGCAGGAAGACUGAAACGUGCUACCACCGACUAUUCCAUCGAUGUACUGGUACUGGCAGAUUAUGCACUAUACGAAAAAUGGUAUGGGUGGAGCAAUGCGUCAAACUCUCAAGAUGCCAUUAACGAAAUGAAUCGAUAUUUCAGCUUACUAUUUCAGGGAGUGAAUUCUCGAUACUAUGACAUAAACAGACCUGACUAUAGAAUAUCGGUCCGAAUUGUAGAUAUUAAAAUUGCUGACACACCGACAUCAAACAUCGCUUUGCUGACCAGUAAAUUCAGAAGUAUGGGUAGAAUUCAGGCGGAUUAUGUAAUGAUAGAACUGAAAAAGUUUGCCACCACAAACGAUGUCUAUUCCAACGACCAUGUCAUGCUGUUUACUGGAUAUGACUUGCUCAGUGAAGACAAUGGGAUGUUGUUUACCACAACAACAGGAAAGGCGUAUGUGAAUUCAAUGUGCAGCAAGGAUGGAUCAAGUGUGUCAGUAGUGGAGGAUUCUGGGGGAUUUAUGAGUGUUCAUACUGCUACCCAUGAACUUGGACACAGCCUAGGUGCUAUUCAUGAUGGGACCAACUCGUGUCAUGCAGAAGACCGCUACAUCAUGGCCGGUAAAACGAGCAACCAGACUGACGCCAACAAGUACAACCCCUGGUCCUUCUCCUCAUGCAGCAUACGCGAGAUGGAGUCUCAUAUUAACAAUACUCUUCAGUUGUCAGCUGGUCGUACCUGUCUACAAGAGAUGAAAACUCCAUCACCGAAUGUCAUUACUAUAGUUGAUCUGAAGCCAGGCCAACUGUAUGGCCCUGAUGAAACAUGUCAACACAUUUAUGGCAGCCAAUCUUUUUACUGUAGGGGGAGAGAAUUUGGAAAUGUCUCAGAUAUUUGUCUCUCUAUGAGCUGCAAUGAUCCAAACAACAACCGGUACUGCAUUAAAAUAUUCGCUUCAGAAGGAACAUCAUGUGGAGACCGCAAAUGGUGCAUAUCUGGUAGAUGUAUGUAUUCAGAUAUUGCCCCAUCUCAUGAUGAAACAUGUGUCCAUGGUGACCAGCCAUUCUACUCAUAUCAAAAGCAGACUUGUGAAGAGUUGGUCAACCGGUACGCUGCCUUCUGCUAUGAUGAGAACAUCCGUGUGCAGUGUUGUCAAACGUGCAAGAAGAUUCUCCGAAAUGUGCCAGGGUGUGAGUAUGGUGAUAAAGUGACAAACUGUGACCCUCGGUAUUGUCACAGCAUCUAUCCUAAUGGAAAGAUGGAGGACAGCAAGUGCUGUGGCACAUGUCAACAUGACACAUCUACAUGGUCAUGUAACGACACGACAUCAUCAACAGGGAUCGACUGUGCUAAGAUAGAACCCCACAUGUGUUACAACAGCACCAUCGCUUACUAUUGUUGUAAGACUUGUCAAAGCAAUAGAAACAUAAAUGCAACAGGUUGUGAGUAUGGUGACCACAUUUCAAAACCAGACUGUUACGAACUUACUAAUUACGGCACGACUUGCUAUGAUCCACAAAAUCAAGGACUGGAAAGGGCUUGUUGUCAGAUGUGUGCUAAGAAGCCUGUUUCUGGAAACGGCAGCAGCCACGUGGACAUUUCAUUCUCUCGUCUGUGGCUCUUACUGGCGUUGGUUAUGUUACAGUAGACCACAAUGCUUCUUGUUCACAUCAGGUCCCAAGCUUAUACAAAUUUUAAAAUCUACAUUAACAUCUUGACAUCUAAUAACAUCUUGAGACUUUAAAAUCAUGGCAACAAAUAUAAAUUGUUGAACAAAUCAUUAAAGAUUUUAAACUAGACACUAACCGUGUAUUCGAAACAGUUCUGGUGUGCGUAUUCCUAAAACUUUUGAAGCGGCAAGAAUGUGUUUGGGAAUUUGUUCCCAUUCUUAAAUCCCAUACUACCUCGCCCUGGUGUCAAAAAGAAAUCCUCAUCCGUUCGAAAAAUGCAGUUUCGAAUACACGGUAAAAUUUUAUAAGCAUGAGCCCAGGUUCAAUUAGAAAGGUAUACUCCAUUUUAAAUCUUAGCCGACUCGUAAACAUUGCCCAACUUACUUUCAUUUUUAGUAAUACAUUUGUCUCUCA